Bactrocera neohumeralis is the source of this 928-nucleotide messenger RNA. Its product is annotated as epidermal growth factor-like protein. The record is from RefSeq and is a predicted model, not a curated record. The transcript has 2 exons. The coding region runs from base 66 to 731 and encodes 221 amino acids. Lineage: Eukaryota; Metazoa; Arthropoda; Insecta; Diptera; Tephritidae.
UUGCAGUUUAAGUAGUCGCUCACUUGCCACUCGACCGGUUAAUUGUAAACACCUAAGCUUGUAAAAUGCUCAGAGCGCAUUUAAUUGUAUUAUUUUUAGUCGGAAUCGCGCCAGCACUAGAAGUUCGUGCCGCUUUUUGUACAAAAUACGGACCAGAUGCCAAAGUUAUCAGAAUUUGUUGUCCCGGCUAUGAGGGAGACGGUGUGAAUUGUGUGCCAUACUGCAGGCGGGGUUGCAUAAAUGGUGUGUGUGUUAAACCAGACUUUUGUGAGUGCCAUGAAGGAUUUGCCAAACACAAUGGACCGCACUCGCCGUGCGAACCGAUCGCAACAGAACUUCGUGAACCGCAGGCACCCAGCUGCCACGAGCGCUGCAGCAAUGGCACCUGCGUGGACGACUCAUGCACCUGUGCGCAGGGCUGGCUGCUGCAACAGCACGAAGGACGCGAUAUUUGUGUGCCACAGUGUAACGGCGGUUGUGUUAACGGUUAUUGCAGUGCAGCGAAUAACUGCGUUUGCUAUGAAGGCUUCGAGGCGCAAGCCUCUAAUCAACGCGAGUGUGUUCGACGCUCAAGCAGUGGCGCACUGUGGACGCAAUUAGCGCAAAUGAAUAGGAUUCUAACCGCGCUGCUGCUGAUCAGCUGUUAUUACGCGUAUUGGAGCACUAUAAAUACACACACAGCGCAUCACUCGAAGUGUGACCUGAAACGCAGAGUCAACGACAAACGAUAAGAAACAGCUCGAAAACACACACGCCUACUCAUUCCUCAAUAGUUGUAAACCACAAAUUAUACACGCAUUUCUUUCAAAACUGUACUGAAUUAAGUUAAGAUUUCUUUUUGCAAAUGAAAAAUAAAAAAGCCCUUGUGAUGUAAACAAACAUUUAAAAAUAAACAAGUAAAUAAUUAACACUUACAAUAUAAAAAUAA